AUGGAUUUGCCACAGACAUCAUACAUCGACAAGCUUUUUGCUAUUGUGAUCCACUCAUCCGCACGCUCUUUGAGACAAUUGGGGUCUACUGUUGGUGAAAACACAGUUAUCAACUUCACGGAGAAAUACUAUGUUUCUCCUCACACAAACAAGAAACUCCCUAUUAAGAGGUACUCCCUCAAAAAUUCGAUACCCACUGCUUACGCUUCAAAACAUCAGCACAUCAUCUUAUUACCAAUUUCAACCCCGAACAUCGACCAAGUAGUGAAGACGGAACUUUCAAAAUUUGAAAAACAGACUGAAAAUCCGAUUGUUGUCUUUCUUCUGAUGGACACAACCGCAAAGGUGUUUUCGGAUGUGAAGAAGUCGAUUUUCGACACACUGGGAUCACCGAGUUUCCAGUCAAAACAAACAAGGAGCUCUGAGAACUUGACGACAAAUCCACGGAAGUAUUUCCACAAAGCUUCGUCCGUGAUGUCAUUUUACCAGAAGUACGAGCAAAGCUGUAUCAUCGUGAAAAUACCAAACGCAAAAGACGUCACUAAGAAGGACUUGGAGAAGAUUUUUGGCAUUAUCAGAAAGUCGUUUAUCAUAUCACAGAUGAAUUGGAAGAAGACUAAAAUUGAGUUCCGCAAUGCGAUAACUUCUUUUGUGACAACAGAAAACAGCGAGAAGAUCUACCAAAGCGAAGAAGAGCUUUUGAAAGGUUUGUGUUACAACCCAACUAAUCCGAAUGAUAAAGACGAGUUAUUUGAAUUAAUGAACGAAUACGGACUUGUUUACUCCUUUAAACGGGCAUUGAGUGUCACAAAAUUUAAAGAGGAAAAGGUCAUCAAGAAGCUUGAAAAGAUCUUUCUGAUCAAAGAUUUGUACACUGAAGUAAUGAGGAAAGUGAAGGAAUUGACACGAGAACAUGGGUUUGAUAACAUAGGAUCUGUCGUUUACCUUUAUGGAAAGAAUAACGUGAACAUGCUUCGUGUGGUUUUAAAGCACUUGAUGGCACAGAACGAAGUUUUUAUGAUGGACGAACAAUGGAUUGAAGGAAAUGAUUUGUUAAACGCACUGGACGAGUACAAGAAAAUAGAAACCAUUGAGAAGCGGCUGAGUUGUAAAGACUCUCUCUGCAACAAACUGGACAAGAUGGAGAAAAGAAAGAGUGUUUGUGUGUCUGAAACGAUAGAGAAGAACGAACUGAAAGAACACGAGGAUAAAGAGGAAGGUACAGAAGCACUCCAGUCGAGACUUGUAAUGAGACAACAGA
Molecule: messenger RNA, 1261 nt
Organism: Entamoeba invadens IP1
Lineage: Eukaryota; Evosea; Mastigamoebida; Endamoebidae
Exons: 1
Source: RefSeq, a predicted model, not a curated record